This is a messenger RNA of Dama dama (fallow deer), 19768 nucleotides long. RefSeq names its product lysine methyltransferase 2D (gene KMT2D). Gene Ontology annotation, cellular component: nucleus; MLL3/4 complex. Lineage: Eukaryota; Metazoa; Chordata; Mammalia; Artiodactyla; Cervidae. Gene Ontology annotation, biological process: positive regulation of transcription by RNA polymerase II. The coding region runs from base 194 to 17203 and encodes 5669 amino acids. The record is from RefSeq and is a predicted model, not a curated record. The transcript is spliced from 56 exons. Gene Ontology annotation, molecular function: transcription coactivator activity; histone binding; histone H3K4 methyltransferase activity.
AGGGUGGCCACUCCGACCUGGAUUUACCGUUCUUGGCCCCCUUAAGCCCCCCCGUGCGGGGGGCGGCUGUGAUCGCUCUGGCGGUUGGAGGUCGGGGAGCGGCCCGGGCUCUGGCCAUGUUCUCGGAUGAGGAUUUCUGGAUCGUCCUGUGAAGAGGUCUCCCCGAGAGGGCUCUGCCCAGUCGGAGAGAGGGAUGGACAGCCUGAAGCCGCCUGGUGAGGAUAAAGAUUCGGAACCAGCAGCUGAUGGACCUGCAGCCUCUGAGGAGUCAGGUGCCACUGAGCCAGACCUUCCCAAACCACAUGUUGGGGAGGUCUCUGUGCCCAGUUCUGGGGGUCCCCAGCUUCAGGAGCCUCCCCAGGACUGCAGCGGGGGUCCGGUGCGGCGUUGUGCUCUCUGUAACUGCGGAGAGCCCAGUCUACAUGGGCAGCGGGAGCUACGGCGCUUUGAGUUGCCAUUUGACUGGCCCCGGUGUCCCGUGGUGUCCCCUGGGGGGAACCCAGGGCCCAAUGAGGGAGCGCUGCCCAGUGAGGACCUAUCACAGAUUGGUUUCCCUGAGGGCCUGACACCUGCCCACCUGGGAGAACCUGGAGGGUCCUGCUGGGCUCACCAUUGGUGCGCUGCGUGGUCGGCAGGCGUAUGGGGGCAGGAGGGCCCAGAACUAUGUGGUGUGGACAAGGCCAUCUUCUCAGGGAUCUCACAGCGCUGCUCCCACUGCACCAGACUUGGUGCCUCCAUCCCUUGCCGCUCGCCUGGAUGUUCACGUCUUUACCACUUCCCCUGUGCAACUGCCAGCGGUUCCUUCUUAUCCAUGAAAACACUGCAGCUGCUAUGCCCAGAGCACAGUGAGGGGGCCGCACAUCUGGAGGAGGCUCGCUGUGCAGUAUGUGAGGGGCCAGGGGAAUUGUGUGACCUGUUCUUCUGUACCAGCUGUGGGCAUCACUAUCACGGGGCCUGUCUGGACACUGCUCUGACUGCCCGCAAGCGUGCUGGCUGGCAGUGCCCUGAAUGCAAAGUGUGCCAAGCUUGCAGGAAACCUGGGAAUGACUCUAAGAUGUUGGUCUGUGAGACGUGUGACAAAGGAUACCAUACCUUCUGCCUGAAACCACCAAUGGAGGAACUGCCUGCUCACUCUUGGAAGUGCAAGGCAUGCCGGGUGUGCCGGGCCUGUGGGACAGGCUCAGCUGAGCUGAAUCCCAACUCUGAGUGGUUUGAGAACUACUCACUCUGUCACCGCUGUCACAAAGUCCCGGGAGGACAGCCUGUCAGUUCUCUUGCUGAGCAGCACGCCCCAGUCUGUAGCAGAUUCUCACCCCCAGAGCCUGGCGCUACCCCCACCGAUGAGCCCAAUACUCCGCACGUUGCGUGCCAAGGGCAGCCGAAGGGUGGACACGUGACCUCUAUGCAACCCAAGGAACCGGGGCCCCUGCAAUGUGAAGCCAAACCACUAGGGAGAGAAGGGGCCCAACUUGAGCCCCAGUUGGAGGCCCCCCUAAAUGAGGAGAUGCCACUGCUGCCCCCACCUGAGGAGUCGCCCCUGUCCCCACCACCUGAGGACUCACCCACGUCCCCGCCGCCUGAGGCAUCGCGCCUGUCCCCACCGCCUGAGGACUCACCCCUCUCUCCACCGCCUGAGGAGUCUCCUCUGUCUCCCCCGCCUGAGUCACCACCCUUCUCUUCCCCAGAGGACUCCCCCCCACAUCCCCCACUUGAUACACCCUUACCCCCACCACCUGAAGCGUCACCCCUGUCCCCACCACUGGAGGAGUCUCCUCUGUCCCCUCCCCCCGAGGAAUUGCCUACUUCCCCACCACCGGAAGCAUCUCGCCUGUCUCCACCACCGGAAGAAUCACCCAUGUCUCCGCCACCUGAAGAGUCACCCAUGUCUCCGCCACCUGAGGCUUCUUGUCUGUUCCCACCAUUUGAGGAGUCGCCCCUGUCCCCUCCACCCGAGGAAUCUCCUCUCUCCCCGCCACCUGAGGCAUCACGCCUAUCCCCACCACCUGAGGACUCACCCAUGUCCCCACCACCUGAAGACUUGCCUAUGUCCCCGCCGCCUGAGGUGUCACGCCUGUCCCCCCCGCCUGAGGAGUCUCCCCUGUCACCACCACCUGAGGAGUCUCCCACAUCCCCUCCACCUGAGGCUUCACGCCUGUCCCCUCCACCUGAGGACUCCCCUACAUCCCCGCCACCUGAAGACCCACCUGCUUCCCCGCCUCCGGAGGACUUGCUCGUGUCCCUGCCGCUGGAGGAGUCACCGCUAUUGCCACUGCCUGAAGAAUUGCGACUCUGCCCCCGGCCCGAGGAGCCACAGCUGUCCCCUCAAGCUGAGAAACCGCGCCUGUCUCCUGCGCCCCAGGAGCCGCGUCUGUCUCCCGCAUCCCAGGAGCCGCAUCUGUCCCCCGCACCCCAGGAGCUGUGCCUGUCUCCCGCACCUGAGGAGCCACGCCUGUCCCCUGCACCCCAGCAGCCGUGCCUGUCCCCUGCGCCCGAGGAGCCACGCCUGUCCCCCGCACCCCAGCAGCCGCACCUGUCCCCCAUGCCCCAACAGCCGCACCUGUCCCCUGCGCCUGAGGAGCCACGCCUGUCCCCCGUGUCCAAGGAGCUGCGUCUGUCCCCUGCACCCCAGGAGCCCCGCCUGUCCCCCGCGCCUCAGGAGCUGCACCUGUCCCCUGUGCCAGAGGAGCCACAUCUAUCGCUUGCAUCCGAGGAACCAUGCCUGUCCCCCCGGCCUGAGGAACCGCGCCUGUCCCCUCGACCUGAGGAGCCACGCCUGUCCCCCCAGCCUGAGGAAUCACACCUGUCCCCUCGACCUGAAGAGCCCACUGAGGAGCCAGGCCUCUGCCCUGCAUCUGAGGAAUUGCCCUUAUUCCUCCCACCCAGGGAGCCACCCUUAUCCCCCAUGCUUGGAGAGCCGGCCCUGUCUGAGCCUGGGGAACCACCUCUGUCCCCUCUGCCUGAGGAGCUGCCGUUGUCCCCAUCUGGGGAGCCAUCUUUGUCACCUCAGCUUAUGCCACCAGAUCCUCUUCCUCCUCCACUUUCACCCAUCAUCACAACUGUGGCACCACCAGCCCUGUCUCCGUUGGGAGAGUUAGAGUACCCCUUUGAUGCCAAAGGGGACAGUGACCCUGAAUCGCCAUUGCCUGCCCCCAUCCUGGAGACACCUAUCAGCCCUCCACCAGAAGCUAACUGCACUGACCCUGAGCCUGUACCCCCUAUGAUCCUUCCCCCGUCCCCAGGCUCCCCCAUGGGACCGGCCUCUCCCAUCCUGAUGGAGCCUCUUCCCCCUCGUUGUUCCCCACUCCUCCAGCAUUCCCUGCCUCCCUCAAGCUCACCUCCUUCCCAGUGCUCUCCUGCCCUGCCACUGUCGGUUCCUUCCCCGCUGAGUCCCAUGGACAAGGCAGUGGAGGUCUCAGAAGAGGCUGAGCCACAGAAGAUGGAGACUGAGAAAGCCCCAGAACCUGAGUGCCCAGCCUUGGAACCCAGCCCUACUAGUCCUCUUCCGUCUCCUCUGGGGAAUCUUUCCUGCCCUGCACCCAGCCCUGCCCCAGCCCUGGAUGACUUCUCUGGCCUGGGGGAAGAUACAGCCCCUCUGGAUGGGACUGACACUCCUGGUUCACAGCCAGAGGCUGGACAGACCCCUGGCAGUUUGGCUAGUGAACUUAAGGGUUCCCCUGUGCUCCUGGACUCUGAGGAGCUGGCCCCUGUGACCCCUAUGGAGGUCUAUGGCCCAGAAUGCAAGCAGGCAGGGCAGGGCUCACCCUGUGAAGAGCAAGAGGAGCCACGUGCACCUGUGGCCCCGACCCCACCUACUCUCAUCAAAUCCGACAUCGUUAAUGAGAUCUCCAAUCUGAGCCAGGGCGAUGCCAGUGCCAGUUUCCCUGGCUCAGAGCCCCUGCUGGGCUCUCCAGACCCCGAGGGGGGUGGCUCCCUGUCCAUGGAGUUGGGGGUAUCUACAGACGUUAGUCCAGCCCGAGAUGAGGGCUCCCUGCGGCUCUGUACCGACUCGCUGCCAGAGACUGAUGACUCGCUAUUGUGUGAUGCUGGGACAGCUAUUGGAGGAGGCAAAGCCGAGGGGGACAAGGGGAGGCGGCGCAGCUCCCCGGCUCGUUCCCGCAUCAAACAGGGUCGCAGCAGUAGUUUCCCAGGGAGACGCCGGCCACGUGGAGGAGCACAUGGAGGACGUGGGAGAGGACGGGCCCGGCUAAAAUCAACUACUUCUUCCAUUGAGACUCUGGUAGUUGCUGAUAUCGAUAGCUCUCCCAGCAAGGAGGAAGAAGACGAUGAUGAUGAUACCAUGCAAAAUACUGUGGUUCUCUUCUCCAACACAGACAAAUUUGUGCUAAUGCAGGACAUGUGUGUGGUGUGUGGCAGCUUUGGCCGGGGGGCAGAGGGCCACCUCCUUGCCUGUUCCCAGUGCUCCCAGUGCUAUCAUCCUUACUGUGUCAACAGCAAGAUCACCAAGGUGAUGCUGCUGAAGGGCUGGCGUUGUGUGGAGUGCAUCGUGUGCGAGGUGUGUGGCCAGGCCUCAGACCCCUCCCGCCUCCUGCUCUGUGAUGACUGUGACAUUAGCUACCACACGUACUGCCUGGACCCCCCACUGCUCACCGUGCCCAAGGGUGGCUGGAAGUGCAAGUGGUGUGUGUCUUGUAUGCAGUGUGGGGCCGCCUCCCCUGGCUUCCACUGUGAAUGGCAGAAUAGUUACACACACUGCGGGCCCUGUGCCAGCCUGGUGACCUGCCCUAUCUGUCAUGCCCCCUACGUGGAGGAGGACCUGCUGAUCCAGUGUCGCCAUUGUGAACGGUGGAUGCAUGCCGGCUGUGAGAGCCUCUUCACAGAGGAUGAUGUGGAGCAGGCAGCUGAUGAGGGCUUCGACUGUGUCUCCUGCCAGCCUUAUGUGGUCAAGCCUGCUGCGCCUGUCGCACCUCCAGAGUUGGUACCUAUGAAGGUGAAAGAGCCUGAGCCCCAGUACUUUCGCUUUGAGGGCGUGUGGCUGACAGAAACGGGCAUGGCGGUGCUGCGUAACCUGACCAUGUCGCCUCUGCACAAACGGCGUCAGAGGCGUGGACGGCCUGGCCUCCCAGGCGAGGCGGGGCUGGAGGGGGCCGAGCCUUCAGAGGUCCUGGGCCCUGAUGACAAGAAGGACGGUGACCUGGACACGGAUGAGCUGCUCAAGGCUGAAGGUAGUGUGGAGCACAUGGAAUGCGAAAUUAAACUGGAGGGUCCUGUCAGCCCUGAUGGAGAACCUGGCAAAGAGGAGACUGAGGAAAGCAAAAAACGCAAACGCAAACCCUAUCGGCCUGGCAUUGGUGGUUUCAUGGUGCGACAGCGGAAAUCCCACACACGUGUGAAAAAAGGGCCUGCUGCACAGGCGGAGGUGUUGAGUGGGGAUGGGCAGCCCGACGAGGGUGAGACGGUGUUGCCUGCCGACCUGCCUGCUGAGGGCUCUGUGGACCAGAGCCUGGCCGACGGGGAUGAGAAGAAGAAGCAGCAGCGGCGAGGGCGCAAGAAGAACAAACUGGAGGACAUGUUCCCUGCUUACCUGCAGGAAGCCUUUUUUGGGAAGGAGCUGCUGGACCUGAGCCGGAAGGCCCUGUUUGCAGUUGGCAUGGGCCGGCCAGGCUUUGGAUUGGGAACCCCCAAAGCCAAGGGGGAUGGAGGCUCAGAGAGGAAGGAGCUUCCGACCUCACAGAAAGGAGAUGAUGGUCCGGAUGUUGCAGAUGAAGAAUCCCGUGGUCCCGAGGGCAAGGCUGAUACACCAGGACCUGAGGACGGCGGCAUAAAGGCAUCCCCCGUGCCCAGUGACCCCGAGAAGCCAGGCACUCCGGGUGAAGGGAUGCUUAGCUCUGACUUAGACAGGAUUCCCACAGAAGAACUGCCUAAGAUGGAAUCCAAGGACCUGCAGCAGCUUUUCAAGGACGUUCUGGGUUCUGAACGAGAACAGCAUCUGGGUUGUGGAACCCCUGGCCUAGACGGCAGCCGGACACCAUUGCAGAGACCCUUUCUUCAAGGUGGACUCCCUUUGGGCAAUCUCCCCUCCAACAGCCCAAUGGACUCUUACCCGGGCCUCUGCCAGUCCCCAUUCCUGGAUUCUAGGGAGCGCGGGGGCUUCUUUAGCCCGGAACCCGGUGAGCCAGACAGCCCCUGGACAGGCUCGGGGGGCACCACGCCCUCCACCCCCACCACCCCCACCACGGAGGGUGAGGGCGACGGGCUCUCCUAUAAUCAGCGGAGUCUUCAGCGCUGGGAGAAGGACGAGGAGUUGGGCCAGCUGUCCACCAUCUCACCUGUGCUGUACGCCAAUAUUAACUUCCCCAGUCUCAAGCAGGAUUACCCAGACUGGUCAAGCCGCUGCAAACAAAUCAUGAAACUCUGGAGAAAAGUUCCAGCUGCUGAUAAAGCCCCCUACCUGCAAAAGGCCAAAGAUAACCGGGCAGCUCACCGCAUCAACAAGGUGCAGAAGCAGGCUGAGAGCCAGAUCAACAAGCAGACCAAGGUGGGCGACAUGGCCCGCAAGACUGACCGACCGGCCCUACACCUCCGCAUUCCCCCCCAGCCAGGGGCCCUGGGCAGUCCACCUCCCGCUGCUGCCCCCACCGUUUUCAUUGGCAGCCCCACUCCCCCCGCCGGCUUGUCUACCUCUGCGGACGGGUUCCUGAAGCCGCCGGCGGGCACAGUGCCCGGCCCCGACUCGCCUGGUGAGCUCUUCCUCAAGCUCCCGCCCCAGGUGCCCGCCCAAGUGCCUUCGCAGGACCCUUUUGGACUGGCCUCUGCCUAUGCUCUGGAGCCCCGCUUCCCCACAGCACCCCCCACCUACCCUCCCUAUGCUAGUCAGACUGGGGGCCCUGCACCGCCCCCGACGCUGGGCGCCUCGUCUCGUCCUGGCACUGGCCAGCCAGGGGAGUUCCACACUACCCCACCUGGCACCCCCCGACACCAGCCCUCCACGCCUGACCCCUUCCUCAAACCCCGCUGCCCCUCCCUGGACAACCUGGCUGUGCCUGAGAGCCCAGGGGUAGGGGGAGGCAAGGCUGCUGAGCCUCUGCUGUCCCCCCUGCCUUUCGGGGAGUCUCGGAAGGCCCUGGAGGUGAAGAAGGAAGAGCUUGGGGGAUCCUCUCCGAGCUAUGGGCCUCCAAACCUGGGCUUUGUUGACUCUCCCUCCUCAGGCCCCCACCUGAGUGGCCUGGAGUUAAAGGCACCUGAUGUCUUCAAAGCCCCCCUGACCCCUCGGGCAUCUCAGGUAGAGCCCCAGAGCCCGGGCUUGGGCCUAAGGCCCCAGGAGCCACCCCCUGCCCAGGCUUUGGCCCCUUCUCCUCCCAGCCACUCGGACAUCUUUCGCCCUGGCCCCUACCCUGACCCCUACGCCCAACCCCCACUGACCCCUCGGCCCCAGCCCCCACCACCUGAGAGCUGCUGUGCUCUGCCUCCCCGCUCACUGCCCUCUGACCCUUUCUCCCGAGUGCCCGCCAGUCCCCAGUCCCAGUCCAGCUCCCAGUCCCCACUGACACCCCGUCCUCUGUCUGCUGAGGCUUUCUGCCCAUCCCCUGUUACCCCUCGCUUCCAAUCCCCUGACCCUUACUCCCGUCCACCCUCGCGUCCCCAGUCCCGGGAUCCAUUUGCCCCAUUGCAUAAGCCCCCCCGCCCCCAGCCCUCUGAAGUUGCCUUCAAGGCUGGGCCUCUAGCCCACACUCCGCUGGGGGCUGGGGGUUUCCCAGCAGCCCUGCCCUCAGGGCCAGCAGGUGAGCUCCAUGCCAAGGUCCCAAGUGUGCAACCCUCCAAUUUUGCCCGGUCCCCUGGGACCAGUGCAUUUGUGGGCACCCCUUCUCCCAUGCGUUUCACUUUCCCUCAGGCAGUCGGGGAGCCUCCCCUAAAGCCCCCUGUCCCUCAGCCUGGUCUCCCUCCACCCCAUGGGAUCAACAGCCAUUUUGGGCCUGGCCCUACCAUGGGCAAGCCUCAAAGCACAAACUACGCAGUAGCCACAGGGAACUUCCACCCAUCGGGCAGCCCUCUGGGACCCAGCAGCGGGUCCACAGGAGAGGGCUAUGGGCUGUCCCCACUACGCCCCCCGUCAGUCCUACCACCACCUGCACCCGAUGGAUCCCUCCCCUACCUGUCCCACGGAGCCUCACAGCGGGCAGGCAUCACCUCUCCAGUUGAGAAACGAGAAGACCCAGGGGCUGGCACGGGCGGCUCUUUGGCGGCACCUGAGCUUUCAGGUACCCAGGACCCAGGCAUGUCUGGCCUCAGUCAGACAGAACUAGAGAAGCAGCGACAGCGCCAGCGACUGCGGGAGCUAUUGAUUCGGCAGCAGAUGCAGCGCAACACCCUUCGGCAGGAGAAGGAGACUGCGGCAGCUGCCGGAGCGGUGGGACCCCCAGGCAACUGGGGUGCUGAGCCUAGUAGCCCUGCAUUUGAGCAGCUGGGUCGAGGCCAGACCCCCUUUGCUGGGACCCAGGACAAGGGCAGCCUUGUGGGGCUGCCCCCGAGCAAGCUGGGUGGCCCCAUCCUGGGGCCAGGGGCUUUCCCCAGUGAAGACCGACUCUCCCGGCCGCCUCCACCAGCCACCCCUUCCUCUAUGGAUGUUAAUAGCCGGCAAUUGGUGGGGGGCUCCCAAGCCUUCUAUCAGCGAGCACCGUAUCCUGGGUCCCUGCCCUUACAGCAGCAGCAGCAGCAGCAACUGUGGCAGCAGCAGCAACAGGCAACAGCAGCAACUUCCAUGCGACUUACCAUGUCUGCGCGCUUUCCUUCAACUCCUGGGCCUGAACUUGGCCGCCAAACCCUAGGUUCCCCUUUGGCUGGAAUUUCCAACCGCCUGCCUGGCCCUGGUGAACCAGUGCCUGGCCCAGCUGGUCCUGCCCAGUUCAUUGAGUUGCGGCACAAUGUACAAAAAGGACUUGGACCGGGGGGUCCUCCAUUUCCCGGUCAGGGCCCUCCACAGAGACCCCGUUUUUACCCUGUAACUGAGGAUUCCCACCGACUGGCCCCCGAAGGGCUUCGUGGCCUAGCAGUCUCAGGCCUUCCUCCACAGAAACCUUCAGCCCCACCAGCCCCUGAACUGAACAACAGCCUCCAUCCAACGCCCCACACCAAAGGUCCCAACCUGCCCACUGGCUUGGAGCUAGUCAGCCGGCCCCCCUCCAGCACUGAGCUUGGCCGCCCCCCUCCUCUGGCCCUGGAAGCUGGAAAACUACCUUGUGAGGAUCCUGAGCUGGAUGAUGACUUUGAUGCCCACAAGGCCUUGGAGGACGAUGAGGAGCUUGCUCACCUGGGCCUGGGUGUGGAUGUGGCCAAGGGAGAUGAUGAGCUGGGCACUCUGGAAAACCUAGAGACCAAUGAUCCCCACCUCGAUGACCUGCUCAAUGGGGAUGAGUUUGACCUGCUGGCCUAUACUGAUCCUGAGCUGGACACGGGGGACAAGAAGGACAUCUUCAACGAGCAUCUGAGGCUGGUGGAGUCAGCCAAUGAAAAGGCUGAACGAGAGGCUCUGUUGCGAGGGGUGGAGCCAGGACCCUUGGGCCCCGAGGAGCGCCCUCCCCCAGCUGCUGAUGCCUCUGAGCCCCGUCUGGCGUCAGGGCUUCCGGAGGUGAAGCCCAAGGUGGAGGAGGUUGGGCGCCACCCUUCCCCUUGCCAGUUUACCAUUACCACCCCCAAGGCAGAGCCAGCACCUGUCACUACUUCCCUAGGCCUGGGGGUAAAGCCAGGUCAGAGUGUGACGGGCAGCCGGGACACUCGAAUGGGCACAGGACCUUUUUCCAGCAGUGGGCACACAGCUGAGAAGGUCCCUUUUGGGACCACAGGAGGACCACCAGCUCACCUGCUGACGCCCAGCCCACUGAGUGGCCCGGGAGGGCCCUCCCUACUGGAAAAGUUUGAGCUAGAGAGUGGGGCCCUGACUUUGCCUGGUGGACAUGCAUCUGGGGAUGAGCUGGACAAGAUGGAGAGCUCACUGGUCGCCAGUGAGUUACCCCUGCUCAUUGAGGACCUGUUGGAACAUGAGAAGAAAGAGCUGCAAAAGAAGCAGCAGCUUUCAGCCCAGCUGCAGCCUGUGCAGCAGCAGCCGCCCCAGCAGCAUUCCCUGCUGUCCACCCCAGGCCCUGCCCAGGCUGUGUCUUUGCCCCAUGAGGGCUCUUCUCCCAGUUUGGCUGGCCCUCAACAGCAGCUUGCCCUGGGACUUGGAGGCUCCCGACAGCCAGGCUUGGCCCAGCCGUUGAUGCCCACCCAGCCACCAGCUCAUGCCCUCCAGCAGCGCCUGGCCCCAUCCAUGGCCAUGGUAUCCAACCAAGGGCAUAUGCUAAGUGGGCAGCAUGGGGGACAGGCAGGCUUGGUGCCCCAGCAGAACCCACAGCCAGUGCUGGGACAGAAGCCCAUGGGUACCAUGCCACCGUCCAUGUGCAUGAAACCACAGCAGCUGGCAAUGCAGCAGCAGUUGGCUAACAGCUUUUUCCCAGAUACAGACCUGGACAAAUUCGCUGCAGAAGAUAUUAUUGAUCCUAUUGCAAAGGCCAAGAUGGUGGCUUUAAAAGGCAUCAAGAAGGUGAUGGCUCAGGGCAGCAUUGGAGUGGCACCUGGUAUGAACAGGCAGCAAGUGUCCCUGCUAGCCCAGAGGCUCUCAGGGGGGCCCGGCAGUGAUCUGCAGAACCACGUGGCAGCUGGGAGUGGCCAGGAGCGGGGUGCCGGUGACCCCUCCCAGCCUCGUCCCAAUCCACCCACUUUUGCCCAGGGAGUGAUCAAUGAGGCUGACCAGCGGCAGUAUGAAGAGUGGCUAUUCCAUACCCAGCAGCUCCUACAAAUGCAACUGAAGGUGCUAGAGGAGCAGAUAGGGGUGCACCGCAAGUCCCGGAAAGCCCUAUGUGCCAAGCAGCGCACUGCCAAGAAGGCCGGCCGGGAGUUCCCUGAGGCUGAUGCUGAGAAGCUGAAGCUGGUUACGGAACAACAGAGCAAGAUCCAGAAACAACUGGACCAGGUCCGGAAGCAGCAGAAGGAGCACACUAACCUCAUGGCAGAAUAUCGGAAUAAGCAGCAGCAGCAGCAACAACAGCAGCAGCAACAGCAGCAGCACUCAGCUGUACUUGCCCUUAGCCCUUCCCAGAGUCCCCGGCUACUCACCAAGCUUCCUGGUCAGCUGCUCCCAGGCCAUGGGCUGCAGCCACCUCAAGGACCCCCGGGGGGGCAAGCUGCAGGUCUUCGCCUGACCCCUGGGGGCAUGGCCCUACCUGGACAGCCUGGUGGCCCCUUCCUCAACACCACCCUGGCCCAACAGCAGCAACAGCAACAUUCUGGUGGAACUGGGGCCCUGGGUGGCCCCUCAGGGGGCUUUUUCCCUGGCAACCUUGCUCUUCGAGGCCUGGGACCUGACUCAAGGCUUUUACAGGAAAGGCAGCUGCAGCUCCAACAGCAGCGCAUGCAGCUGGCCCAGAAACUGCAGCAGCAGCAGCAGCAGCAUCUCCUAGGACAGGUGGCGAUCCAGCAGCAACAGCAACAGGGCCCGGGAGUACAGGCAAACCAGGCUCUGGGUCCCAAGCCCCAGGGCCUUCUGCCUCCCAGCAGCCACCAGGGCCUCUUGGUCCAGCAACUGUCCCCCCAGCCACCCCAGGGGCCCCAGGGCAUGCUGGGCCCUGCCCAGGUGGCAGUGUUGCAGCAGCAGCAACCACACCCUGGAGCUUUGGGCCCCCAGGGCCCUCACAGACAGGUGCUCCUGACCCAGCCACGGGUGCUAAGUUCCCCCCAGAUGGCACAGCAGGGUCAGGGCCUUAUGGGACACCGGCUGGUCACAUCCCAGCAGCAGCAGCAGCAGCAGCAGCAACAGCACCAACAGCAAGGAUCCAUGGCCGGGCUUUCCCAUCUUCAGCAGGGUCUGAUGCCACACAGUGGGCAGCCCAAACUGGGUGCCCAGCCCAUGGCCGCCUUGCAGCAGCAACAGUUGCAGCAGCAGCAGCUACAACAGCAGCAGCAGCAACAACUUCAACAACAGCAACAGCUUCAACAACAACAGCAACAGCUUCAGCAACAGCAGCAGCAACAGCAGCUACAACAACAGCAGCAGCAGCAACAGCAGCUACAACAACAGCAGCAGCAGCAACAGCAGUUACAACAGCAACAGCAGCAACAGCAGUUACAACAGCAGCAGCAGCAACAGCUUCAACAACAGCAGCAACAGCAACAGCUUCAACAACAGCAGCAGCAGCAACAGCUUCAACAGCAACAGCAGCUACAACAGCAGCAGCAGCAACAGCUUCAACAACAGCAGCAACAGCAACAGCUUCAACAACAGCAGCAGCAGCAACAGCUUCAACAGCAACAGCAGCUACAACAGCAGCAGCAGCAACAGCUUCAACAGCAGCAGCAGCAACAGCAACAGCAGCUACAACAGCAGCAACAGCAGUUACAACAGCAGCAGCAGCAACAGCUUCAACAACAGCAGCAGCAACAGCAACUUCAACAACAGCAGCAGAUGGGCCUCUUGAGCCAGAGUCGAACUUUACUGUCUCCUCAACAGCAGCAGCAGCAGCAGCAGCAACAGGUGACACUAGGCCCUGGCAUGCCAGCCAAGCCUCUGCAACACUUUUCUAGCCCUGGAGCCCUGGGCCCAACCCUCAUCUUAACGGGCAAGGAACAAAGCAUCGUAGAGACGGCUCUUCCUUCAGAGGCCAGUGAGGGGCCCUCCACACAUCAGGGAGGGCCCUUACCAAUGGGGACUGGACCAGAGUCCGUGGCCACUGAACCAGGAGAGAUGAAGCCCUCACUGUCUGGGGACUCACAACUCCUGCUUGUCCAGCCCCAGGCCCAGCCUCAGCCCAACUCUCUGCAGCUGCAGCCACCUCUGAGGCUCCCAGGACAACAGCAGCCGCCAGUUAACUUGCUCCACCCAGCAGGCGCGGGAAGCCAUGGGCAACCAGGCAGUGGAUCGUCUGAGGCCUCGUCUGUGCCCCACCUACUGGCCCAAUCCUCUGUUUCCUUAGGGGAACAGCCUGGAUCCGUGACCCAGAACCUUCUGAGCUCCCAACAGCCCCUUGGACUAGAACGGCCCAUGCAAAAUAAUGUAGGGUCGCAGCCUGCCAAGCCAGGAUCUGUCCCGCAGUCUGGGCAGAGUCUGCCAGGGGCUGGGGUCAUGCCUACAGUGGGUCAGCUUCGGGCACAACUCCAAGGAGUCCUGGCCAAAAAUCCACAGCUGCGGCACUUGAGUCCUCAGCAGCAGCAGCAGCUCCAGGCGCUUCUCAUGCAGCGGCAGCUACAGCAGAGUCAGGCAGCACGCCAGGCCCCACCCUACCAGGAGCCUGGGACCCAGCCCUCUCCCCUGCAAGGCCUUCUGGGCCGCCAGCCCCAACUUGGGGGCUUCCCUGGAUCCCAGACAGGCCCUCUUCAGGAGCUAGGGGCCGGGCUUCGACCUCAGGGCCCACCCCGACUCCCUGCCCCACAAGGAGCCUUAUCCACAGGACCAGUUCUUGGCCCUGUCCAUCCCACACCUCCACCAUCCAGCCCCCAAGAGCCAAAGAGACCUUCCUCCCAAUUACCAUCCCCUAGCUCCCAGCUCCCCUCAGAGGCCCAGCUCCCUACCACCCAGCCAGGAACCCCUAAGCCCCAGGGGCCACCCUUGGAGCUUCCUCCUGGGAGGGUCUCACCUGCUGCUGCCCAGCUUGCGGAUACCUUCUUUGGCAAGGGACUGGGACCUUGGGACCCCCCAGACCACCUAGCGGAAGCCCAGAAGCUGGAGCAAAGCAGCCUGGUACCUGGGCAUCUGGACCAGGUGAAUGGGCAGGUGGUACCUGAGCCACCACAUCUCAGCAUCAAGCAGGAGCCUCGGGAAGAGCCGUGUGCCCUGGGAGCCCAGGCGGUGAAGAGGGAGGCCAACGGGGAGCCUGUAGGGGCACCAGGUACCAGCAACCACCUCCUGCUGGCAGGGCCCCGCUCAGAGGCCGGGCAUCUGCUCUUGCAGAAGCUUCUACGAGCAAAGAAUGUGCAACUCGGCACUGGGCGGGGGCCCGAGGGGCUGCGAGCUGAGAUCAACGGGCACAUUGACAGCAAGCUUGCUGGGCUGGAGCAGAAACUGCAGGGUACCCCCAGCACCAAGGAGGAUACAGCAGCAAGGAAGCCUUUGACACCGAAGCCCAAGCGGGUACAGAAGGCAAGCGACAGGUUGGUGAGCUCCCGAAAGAAGCUGCGGAAGGAGGACGGGGUCAGGGCCAGCGAGGCCUUGCUGAAACAGCUGAAACAGGAGCUGUCCCUGCUGCCCCUCACGGAGCCUACCAUCACCGCCAAUUUUAGCCUCUUUGCUCCCUUUGGCAGCGGCUGCCCGAUCAGUGGGCAGUGCCAGCUGAGGGGGGCCUUCGGAAGUGGGGUGCUGCCCACGGGCCCUGACUACUAUUCCCAGCUGCUUACCAAGAAUAACCUGAGUAACCCGCCGACACCACCCUCGUCGCUGCCCCCCACCCCACCCCCAUCGGUGCAGCAGAAGAUGGUUAAUGGCGUCACUCCAUCUGAAGAGCUGGGGGAGCACCCCAAGGAUGCCGCCUCUGCCCGGGAUACUGAAGGGGUGCUGAGGGAUGCUUCAGAAGUGAAAAGUCUAGACCUGCUGGCCGCCUUGCCUACGCCCCCUCACAAUCAAACUGAGGAUGUCAGGAUGGAGAGUGAUGAGGACAGCGAUUCUCCUGACAGCAUCGUGCCAGCUUCAUCCCCUGAGAGCAUCCUGGGGGAGGAGGCCCCCCGUUUCCCUCAGCUGGGCUCAGGCCGGUGGGAGCAGGAUGACGGGGCUCUCUCCCCCGUCAUCCCCAUCAUUCCUCGGGCCAGCAUUCCAGUCUUCCCAGAGAGCAAACCUUAUGGGGUCCUGGAUAUGGAGGCCCCCAGGAAGCUGCCUGCCCCAACUUGGGAAAAGGGCAAAGGAAGUGAGGUGUCAGUCAUGCUGACGGUUUCUGCUGCUGCCGCCAAGAACCUGAAUGGCAUGAUGGUGGCAGUGGCAGAACUGCUGAGCAUGAAGAUCCCCAAUUCCUAUGAGGUGCUGUUCCCAGAGAACCCUGCCCGGGCCGGCAUCGAGCCUAAGAAGGCGGAGGCUGAGGGCCCUGGUGGGAAAGAAAGGAGUCUGGGAGGCAAGAGCCCAGAGUCUGGACCUGAUUGGCUGAAGCAGUUUGAUGCUGUGUUGCCUGGCUAUACACUCAAGAGUCAGUUAGACAUCUUGAGUCUCCUCAAACAGGAGAGCCCUGCCCCAGAGCCCCCCACCCAGCACAGCUACACCUACAACGUCUCCAACCUGGAUGUGCGACAGCUCUCGGCCCCACCUCCUGAAGAACCCUCCCCACCCCCUUCCCCUCUGGCACCUUCUCCUGCCAGCCCCCCUGCUGAACCCUUGGUUGAACUUCCAGCUGAACCCUCAGCUGAGCCACCGAUCCCCUCACCUCUGCCACUGCCCUCGUCCCCUGAAUCUACUCGGCCCAAGCCCCGAGCCCGGCCUCCUGAGGAAGGUGAAGAUUCCCGGCCCCCUCGCCUCAAGAAGUGGAAGGGGGUGCGCUGGAAGCGGCUCCGGCUGCUGCUGACUAUCCAGAAGGGUGGUGUGCGGCAGGAGGAUGAGCGGGAAGUGGCUGAGUUCAUGGAACAGCUUGGCACAGCCUUGCGACCUGACAAGGUGCCUCGAGACAUGCGGCGCUGCUGCUUCUGUCAUGAGGAGGGAGAUGGGGCCACGGAUGGGCCUGCCCGCCUGCUGAACCUGGACUUGGACUUGUGGGUGCACCUCAACUGUGCCCUGUGGUCCACAGAGGUAUAUGAGACCCAGGGCGGGGCGCUGAUGAACGUGGAGGUUGCCCUGCACCGAGGCCUGCUCACCAAGUGCUCCCUGUGCCAGCGCACUGGUGCCACCAGCAGCUGCAAUCGAAUGCGUUGCCCCAACGUCUACCAUUUUGCCUGCGCCAUCCGCGCCAAGUGCAUGUUCUUCAAGGACAAGACCAUGCUGUGUCCGAUGCAUAAGAUCAAGGGGCCCUGUGAGCAGGAGCUGAGCUCUUUUGCUGUCUUCCGGAGGGUCUACAUCGAGCGGGAUGAGGUGAAGCAGAUUGCCAGCAUCAUCCAGCGGGGAGAGCGGCUGCACAUGUUCCGGGUGGGGGGCCUUGUGUUCCACGCCAUUGGACAGCUGCUGCCGCACCAGAUGGCCGACUUCCACAGUGCCACUGCCCUCUAUCCAGUGGGCUACGAGGCCACGCGCAUCUACUGGAGCCUCCGCACUAACAACCGGCGCUGCUGCUACCGCUGCUCCAUCGGCGAGAACAACGGGCGGCCGGAGUUCGUGAUCAAAGUCAUGGAGCAGGGCCUGGAGGACAUGGUCUUCACGGAUGCCUCUCCCCAGGCCGUUUGGAAUCGCAUCAUCGAGCCUGUGGCAGCCAUGAGGAAAGAGGCCGACAUGCUGCGGCUCUUCCCCGAGUACCUGAAAGGCGAGGAGCUCUUCGGGCUGACGGUGCACGCUGUGCUGCGCAUAGCUGAAUCACUGCCUGGAGUGGAAAGCUGUCAAAAUUAUUUAUUCCGCUAUGGACGCCACCCCCUGAUGGAGCUACCGCUCAUGAUCAACCCCACUGGCUGUGCUCGGUCAGAGCCUAAAAUCCUCACACACUACAAACGCGUUUUCACAUCCAUUAUCUCAUUUGAUCCUCACAACAACCUUAUGAGGCCCCACACUCUGAACAGCACCAGCAUGUCCAAGGCAUAUCAGAGCACCUUCACAGGCGAGACCAACACCCCGUACAGCAAGCAGUUUGUGCACUCCAAGUCAUCUCAGUACCGGCGGCUCCGCACUGAGUGGAAGAACAAUGUCUAUCUGGCUCGCUCCCGUAUCCAGGGCCUGGGUCUCUAUGCAGCCAAGGACCUAGAAAAGCACACAAUGGUCAUUGAGUACAUUGGCACCAUCAUUCGCAAUGAGGUGGCCAACCGGCGGGAGAAAAUCUAUGAGGAGCAGAAUCGAGGCAUCUACAUGUUUCGAAUAAACAACGAACAUGUCAUUGAUGCUACGUUGACCGGAGGGCCCGCCAGGUACAUUAACCAUUCUUGUGCCCCUAACUGUGUGGCGGAAGUUGUGACAUUUGACAAGGAGGACAAAAUCAUCAUCAUCUCCAGCCGGCGAAUCCCCAAAGGAGAGGAGCUGACAUAUGACUAUCAGUUUGAUUUUGAGGACGAUCAGCACAAGAUCCCCUGCCACUGUGGAGCCUGGAAUUGUCGGAAGUGGAUGAACUAAGAAGCUUUGAGGCUACCAGGCAGGGGAGCCCCCCCACCCCCAGCCUCUUCCCUGAAAGGGAUGAGGGGGAGGAGAGGUAGCAGCCAGAGCCAGGACCCAGGGCUGGGGCUGCCGGCUGACCGGAGCCCCUGGAGCAGGAGGCUGGGGCAGAGGGCCCUAGGCCAAGCCCACCCUGGGCACCAGGGACGACCCUCUUCCCCGCCACCGGCCCCCAGGCUGGCAUCUCUGCCCCCAGCUCCAGGAGGGGCCAGACAGAAGCAGCCAUUGGGCAUCUCAGGUUUGAGGGGGAUACGGGCCGGGAACUACCCAGAGCAUCUGGGAGGCAGCAGGGAGGGGGGAGGAGGAUGUGUGGCCGGGCCUCACAGCCCUGCUGCUCCCACCGACCUCUCUGGCCCAACUCAAGGCUGCAAAGAGACUUGACUAAGCUUGACAAUCCCAAAGGCCGGGUCCCACACCUGGCCCUGCCUGCCGGGUCCUGCCCCCACCCUCACCCCCAUCCCCUUCCCUCUCGAUCUGUCUCUGUCUCCCUCUUCUCCUCUGUGUUUCUGUCUCUCUAUGGGUUGUGUUUCCUUGUUUUCCACUCUGACAAAUGCAACAUGAAUGGGAAAGAGGCGCCCAGCUGCCCAGGAGGGCAAGCCAGGCAAGCCGGGCAAGGAGACCCCGCACCCACACCUACCUCAUUUAAGUGUUGGAUUUUUUGCUGUUUUGAAAUGUGAGACCCUCUCCAAGCCCCCUACUGCCCCAACCCUCUCCCCCACCUCACUGCCCUCUUCUGAGUGGGUGGAAGGGGGGUAGGAGGAAGAAGAAAAAACAACAACAAAAAAUCCAUCUUUGUUUUUAAUUACGGGCAUGGGAUGGUGGUUGAGGCUAAUGAUGAUGAAGAUUGGGGAUGACUGGCCCCUAGAUGCUCUAGGACUUCCUUCUCCAUCUGGACAUGGGGGCAGGAGGGGUGUGCUCAACUUAGGACCAGAGUAUCUCCCUCCUGUUUUCCCAACCCCAUCAUGAGCCCAUUUGCCCUCCAGCCCCUGGAUGGGGUGGGUGGGUGGUAGGGUGAGGGCUAUCCCUGAGUGGCAUGCCCAUACCCAGUGAGGCAGGGUGUGGCCCGGAGCUCCCACUUUCCCUCAGUCACCAAACUGCUGCUGGUCUGGUGAGAAGGGGUGGUGAUGUGGGGGUGGGGGAGCUUAGUGUCAGCGCGGGGAGGGUGGGGGGUAUUUAUCUAUUUAUACAUGGGAUUGUACAUAGUCUUGUGGGGCAUGGGGGAGCCGGCUGGAGGUGAGAACCCUCCCCUCUCCCCCCACCCCCGGGGAGAGCAAAUGUAAAACUACUAAUUUUUGUGCUUUAUAUAUUCUAUAUAAAUAUAUCUAUUUUCUUUUUACAAAACCAGUUUAUAAAUGGUAGGGGGGUGUGGGGCGGAUACAUGGAGCUCCCCUUGUGGGGGAGCCCCCUCCAUUACCCAACCUACCGCCCUUUUCCUCACCCCCUCCUCCCCACCCCCUGGCCGUGACUGCUGUAAGGUGGGGGUAUAGAGGCUGGGCAAUUCCCACCCCCUUUUGUAUAGUUGGACUAUGUUAUAACGCACAAAAGUGAGCUGGCCCCAGGGGGAGCCAGAGGGUAAUGGGUUCCCCUGCCUCCCUUUCCUUCCCCUUUCUGCCCAAGCUUGUGCUGCAGUUGAACCUCUUCCUGGGGGUAGGGGUAGGUCAGGGGGUGGGUGAGGCCCCAGACCCCUCUCUGGUAGGGAGCCAUGGGGAUGAAGGUGAAGCUUAUAUGCAGUUCUCUCCUAGGGGCUGUGGGCAAAGGGCAUUUUGUAAUUAAUAUUUUCAAGAAUCAAAUGUCUGGAGUGUGGGGGUGGGCUUGGUGGUGGUGUAUGGGUGGGCCUGCUGGAGGGGGAGCACGGUCGCUGUUGUGAUUUUAGGUUUGUUUUUGUUUGUUUUUGAAUUUGGGGGGUUGCGGAUUGAUGGGGGUAGGGAAAUUUUUUUUUUAAGCUGCUUCCUCAACUGUUUCAAGCUGCAAAUGUUUAAGAGAAUAACAUCCCCCACCCCCACAGAAACCACUGUAAUGAAAUCACAGUGGGGAGACUGGGCUUCUGCCCCCAAAGCCAUUGGAUGUUCCUUUUCCAAGAGCAAAAGGUCUAGGUUACAGGGAAGGGGAGAUUGGCUCCUGCGAGUCAGGCUCUGAUUGGGGCUUGGGCCCUGGGAUUGGGAAAAGGGGAUGGGGCAGACUUUGUAAGCAUAUGCUAGGUAUCUGAUAGUCCUGUAGAAUUUAGUGACGAAACCUUAUACAGUUUUUAAUUUUUAUAUAAACUAACUCAGACCCAAGCUACAAGGUUGGAAUUUUGGUUGUUGGUUUUUUUUUUUUUUUUUUUUAAGUACCCCGCCUGUAUAAUUGCAUCAGAAUUCCCUCCCUUCCCCUAGCCCCCCCCCCCCCCCCCAUGUUUGUACUUUGGGUUGGUUUACACUUGCACAUACUCAAUUUUCAGUUUUUUCCCAUUUAUGGUCUUCUCCCCUCACCUCCAGGACCCUCCCCCUUUUUAAAAAAUAAAUCUCUGACAAGUGUGAAUCCCGUGAA